AUGAAUGGACUACAGCCCGUCUCAAUCCGCGCAUGCACCCGACUCCGCUGCCUGCCGAAGCCUCCGCGCCCAGCAUCAUGCCUCCCCCGCCGGUACCUGCUCUCCGGUGACGGCCCCCUUAACCACCACCCCCUCCGCACCCCGCAGACCCCCCCCCCUGCUCCCACCCCCGCUCUCGACCCCGCCCUAACGGGCCUCACGCCAAUCCCCCUCACCAACCGUGAGGGCCCUAUCCGGCGCCUCCUCGCCGCCAUCUCCGCCCGCAGGGACCCAGCAAUCUGGCACCACUUCACCGCCAUCGCCGCCGCAGACCUCACACCCCGCCUCACCGCCGCAGACUUCUCAAGCAUCCUCCUCUCCCUCCGCCCCGCACGCUACGUCUCGCUCAGGGCACGGCACUACCUCAACGACCUCGGCCACCCCCGCCUGCUCCCGCUGCGCAUCUCGUACGACGAGUUCCGCAGGAGACUCCAUGCCGUGUCCGUCCAGAUGGAGGCCAACGGCUACCAGAUGGGCGUGCACGAGUACACCCACCUCCUCGACUGCGCGCGCGCCGGCAAGGACCGCGUCCUCGCCGAGCAGCUCUGGCGCCGUAUGGCGGCCGCGGGGGUCGCCCCGGACACGUGGGCGUAUAACUCGUACAUGGCGGCGCUGUGCGGGACGGCGACGUUUGAGCGGGAGCUGCGUGUCACAGAGCGGACGCUGGCAAUGCGGUCGGCGACGCCAGAGGACGUGAGGACGAGGGCCAUGACGAUAUAUCGCAGCAUGAUUGACCGCGGGGUUGUGCCGAACAGUAUGACGUUUGAUCUGCUGCUGCUGGCCAUGUCGCGCAUGGGCGAUAUCGGCGGCAUGUGUAGGACGCUGAAGGAGGUGUGGGAUGUGGAUGUGGGGGCGCUGGCCACGCGGAAGGAGACGCCGGCGCCGGCGGUGGGUAAGGACUCGCCGCUGUGCCCGACGCAGCAUACGUUGCUUGCGGUUGCGGCGGCGUUUGGUAGUAAUAAUGAUGUGGAGAGCGCGGUGAGAACGGUGGACCAUCUGGCGAGGAGGUAUAAGGUGCUGAUCUCGAAGGCGACGUGGGCAAUGCUGCUUAAUUGGACGUAUGUGGCGACGAGGCCGCCGGCAAAGUAUCUGCCCAAGUACAGCCCGGUCAAUCUGUGGGACAUCAUGACGGCGCCGCCGUACUCGAUGCAUGAGAAGGCCAUUGUGGCCAUCGGCGAUGCGCUGAAGAUAUAUGCUGCAGAUGCCGCGGCCAAUGGGCAUGUGAACGGCGAUGAGAAGGAGAUUGCAUGGCGGCGGAGGAUGGAGUUCAGGGAGCGCAGUAUGAUCCGCCGGUGGGCGGAGCUGCUGUGUCUGGGGAAGGGGAUGAGGCCCGGGCAUGCGAGGACGCUGGUGCCGGAUGUGGUGCGCAAGCUGGGCUGGUUCUUGGGCGAUCGGGUCACGUAUGUGAUGACCACGGGGUAUGUCACGCUGGAGAGGGGCAAGGAGUAUGCGUGGAGGCCGAUGAGUAUUCGCCGGAGGAAGAGGGUGGGGACGCCGUUGGGGACGGGGUCCAAGGAGAUGGAUUAUCUGGAUUAG
This is a messenger RNA of Morchella sextelata, 1575 nucleotides long. RefSeq lists its product as uncharacterized. The transcript is spliced from 2 exons. Lineage: Eukaryota; Fungi; Ascomycota; Pezizomycetes; Pezizales; Morchellaceae. Gene Ontology annotation, molecular function: protein binding. The record is from RefSeq and is a predicted model, not a curated record. The coding region runs from base 1 to 1575 and encodes 524 amino acids.